GACCCAAAUAUAAACAGCAGAAAUGGAUACAGAGAGGAGAGGAGAACUACAACUUGGUUUGAUUUCACUUCGUGUUACAGAAAUGUUAUUUAUAGGUCUUGUCUUCUAAAGGAGGCCUGAGAGAUGCAGAAAUUGGGUGAUUUCAAGCUUCCUCAGUUUUUUAAUUACCCACCUUACUUCACUCUGCAGCCAGUGAGAGAGACCCGAGAGAAGCAGGUGCAAUUAUGGAAGGAACUUAUUCUUGAGUAUUGUAGAACCCAAAAGAUAUUUGUCAUAGGACUUGAAGAAGAAUUCCCACUAUUCUCAAAUCCAGAGAUUGAAAGAUCACUUAGCCAUGAAGCCAGGGAAGCAUUCGUCUCAGCCUUGGUUUCUGAUGGACGUGCUGAAUGGUUGGAUAAAGGACACCGGAAGUGCCUUAUUCUUUGGCACCGGAUUCAAGAUUGGGCUGAGAUUAUCAUAAACUUUGUGAAAGAAAAUGGAUUGGAGGACAGUGUAAUGACUGUUGAAGAAAUACGUUCAGGGAUAGAAUCUCGAGGAACAGAGCUCCAUGGGCUGGACCGCAUAAUUCUAAUGCGAGCUUUGAAGCUACUGGAACACAAAGGGAAGCUCGCAAUUUUCAAGGGAACUACAGCUGACGAUGAAGGUGUGAAAUUCUCUAUUUAAUGUUUUAACCAGAUGGCAAAGGCUGCCCCCAUGUGUUCACAGAACCCUUCAGUUUGCUAGUUUCCCUUUAUGUAACACAUAUAUACUUGACCGUUGGUCCCUCUUUCCAUCCCCUAGUGACUACUCCAGCUAUGCUUUCUUUUUUGGUAAUAACUAAUAAGUUUCACCUUUGAGAUUCAUCAAAAAAAAGUUUCACCUUUG
Messenger RNA from Rubroshorea leprosula, 864 nucleotides. The record is from the annotation of a GenBank genome assembly. Lineage: Eukaryota; Viridiplantae; Streptophyta; Magnoliopsida; Malvales; Dipterocarpaceae.